Messenger RNA from Cryphonectria parasitica EP155, 2061 nucleotides. RefSeq lists its product as uncharacterized. Gene Ontology annotation, cellular component: membrane. The record is from RefSeq and is a predicted model, not a curated record. The transcript is spliced from 3 exons. Gene Ontology annotation, biological process: intracellular calcium ion homeostasis; calcium ion transmembrane transport. Lineage: Eukaryota; Fungi; Ascomycota; Sordariomycetes; Diaporthales; Cryphonectriaceae. The annotation marks the transcript as partial. Gene Ontology annotation, molecular function: calcium channel activity; calcium ion binding.
AUGGCCGCCCGCCAGAGCCCUGACUCGGCUGACCCUUUCUAUCAAGACACAAACACCUUGAACCAGUCCGAGUCGCAGGAAAAUGCGACCCGUCUCAUGGAUGACCUCGAGCUGCUGCGGGCCGAGCGUCUCGCCAGCAACGAGGAGAAGAGAGAGCGGGAGGGCUCGCGCCGCAGAUCCAAGUCCUUGAGUCGCAGGCAUCGCCCAGAGGCCCCGCCAGAGGAUGCCUUUGACACUCUGACGAGGGAGCCUCAAAUUCCUACGACGAAACCCCCAGAGAAGGCGACCCUUGUGCGCAAGCUCUUUAACGAGAUCAAGAGGUUUCCAAGAAUCAUCCGAUAUUUUGUUUAUGCCAUCCCUGUGGCUGCUAUUCUUCUCACACCGAUCCUGUUGGCCAAAUUUGCACUCAAUGGCGACACAACCAUUGGAGGAGCAGGCGGCCUCCAGCUGCUAUGGUUCGGCAUAUGGCUCGAGAUUGUGUGGUGCAGCAUUUGGGCAAGCCGUAUCAUCGUAGCCACGAUGCCUUUGUCGUUUGGCACAGUGGCCAAGGUGAUUGGCUCGAGCAACCACAAGAAGUGGAAGGAUAUUGGCAGACAGAUGGAGAUGCCGACGGCGGCUUUCCUGUGGCUCCUGGGACUGAUCUGCUCCUUCAAGCCCAUCACCGACAAUCACCGCAGCGGGGGUGGUGGGUCCAGCGACGACCCCCCUUACAUCCUCUGGAUCGACGUCGUCUGGAAGGUCAUCAUUGCCCUGUUUGUGCUGGCCACCAGCAACUUUGCCGAGAAGAUCCUGAUCCAGUGGAUCGCGACCUCGUUCCAUGUGCGGACCUACGCGUCGAGGAUCGAGCAGAACAGGAUCAACAUCGACUACCUGGUGCGCCUGUACGAGUACUCCAAGCUCAAGUUGGUCACAGACGACCCAGAGUGGACCGAGGCCAACGGCGGUCCGUCUGGGGCCAAGACGCCGCUCAGGAUGGUGCAGCAGAAUGCCCGUCUGGCCCUGAACAACAUCGGCAAGGCGGCAGGAAGGGUGGCUGGCGACCUCACGGGCCGCAAGGUCAUGGCGAGCGGGCACCCGCGCAAGGUGGUGCUGGAGCUGAUGCGCAACACACACAACUCGCACAUCCUGGCGCGCCGCAUCUACCGCACCUUUGUGCGCGACGGUGCCGAGACCAUCACCCUGGACGACCUCAAGGAGGCCUUUGCCGCGCCCGAGGACGCAGAGGCCUGCUUUGGCAUCUUUGACCAGGACCUGAACGGGGACAUCUCGGUCGAGGAGCUCGAGCUGGUGUGCAACGAGAUCCACCUCGAGAAGAAGGCCAUCGCCGCCUCGCUCAAGGACCUGGACUCGGUCAUCAAGAAGCUGGAUCAGGUCUUUCUCUUCAUCAUCUUCAUCAUCGCCGCCAUCGUCUUCAUCUCCAUCAUCUCCGGGUCCGCGGCCUCGGCCCUGGGCACGAGCGGUACCACGAUUCUUGGUCUGUCCUGGAUGCUGCAGGCGACGGCGCAGGAGUUUCUGCAGUCCAUCAUUUUCGUCUUUGUCAAACAUCCUUUUGAUGUGGGCGAUCGCGUUACUGUCUACGGCAACACCGGUUCCCUGGGCACUGGUGAUGAUUAUUAUGUCAUGGAGAUCUCUCUUCUCUACACCGAGUUCAAGAAAAUGGAAGGACAUAUCGUGCAAGCUCCCAACUCUCUGCUCAACACCCUCUUCAUCCUCAACCAGCGACGAAGCAGCGGUCUCGCGGACCCCAUCGAGCUCAAGCUGCGCUUCGGCACUCCCAGCGCCCUGGUUGACGAACUCAAGGCGCGCAUGCUGGAUUUUGUGCUCGAGAACAAGCGCGACUACCAGCCCCAGAUCAUCAGCGAGGUCCGCACCAUCGACGAGGUCUACUCCGUCACCCUGAACAUCAUCUUCUUCCACAAGUCCAACUUCCAGAACGAGCUGCUCCGCCUCCAACGCCACAACAAAUUCGCCGCCGAGCUCAUGCACCAGAUGACGGAACUGGGUAUCGAGGGCCCCCGCAAGGCCCAACCUGGUGGUGCCAAGGAGUACCCAUUCUACUAU